CCGGUGGCGGAUAUCCCGCCCCGUGACGUCCCGAUGGCGGCAGGGCUUGAUGCGGCCUGUCCAGGAGGCUCAAUACAGUAGAUGGCGCUGUGUAGCUAUCAGAGCUCUUUCACUGCUGGGAAAGGAUAAAGUAACUUUAUACGUAAGUAUCUUCUUAUACCUAUUUUCAUUCGGUUUAAGAUAAUUUCUUAUAACGGACACUCAGCUCCUGCAGGAAACACCGUCCUGGGGAAUGAGGAGGUUCUGGAACGUUGCCUUGGUUGAAGGGUUCUAGGUUGGCUGUGCUCACAAUAGGUUACCAAGGGUGCUGGGUAGAGGAAAGAUGCACCUGGAACCUGGGCAGUACAGAGGGGUGGACGCCUGCUGGCACUGACCAUGGCUGGUGGGUACCAGCUCUGGGCACCCUGGUCUCCUCUUGAUGAGUCCCUGCAAUGGCUGAGGGGUGCCAGGUCUGUUGGCACCAAGCACCCCUUCCGAAGUGGGCAGAGCCCAGCAGCAGCUGACCUGGAAGUGCAGCUUUGCUUCCAGGGACUUAGCCUGGUGUUAGAGCCUGGUGCAAAGAUGGGGGCAGGGCAGCCGCAACCUCCUGGAGCAGCUGGAGAGACAAGGGGACGCUCCAGCAGUGUGCACAGGCCACAGGUUGUGCGCCUCUCAGGGCUUGACUCUGUCUUUGGACACCUCGUGACAGCACAGCGCCCACGCUGGACUGGCUCUCUCAGGGUCUCUGAGCCCUCGGCCUUCAAUCAAGUCAUAAGUCCCCGCCGGCGCUGGCCCCGUGCACUCCAGGAGCCACAAGUGCGCGUGGCUAUGGCCAUGUGCCGACAGAUGCUGCGAGCCAUCCUUCUCCUCUAUGCUGUCUACAAGAAAUGUGCCUUUGCCCUGCAACAUUCCCACUGAGAAACUUUCCUGACUAAGAAGGGUCAUGGCUACGUGGCACCUUAGCGGAUCCCUGUACAUGUGCCCCAGCAGGCUGGCCUAUUUCCUUGCUCCCUAAAGAACCAGCAGCCUCUAUUUCCCAGUCACGUUCCUCCCACUGAGAGACAAAACUUAGUUACCAGUGUCAGACUAAGGUGUCAGUCCAUGGAGGGACACACUUCUCAGUUUGCAGAGUCCACCAUAUAUGGCCUUUGAUCCCCCGCAAAGAAGAACGGACAAAGGGUCCUGUAGAAACUCUGAAGCUAUCACCCUUGCAAUAUGACAGGCUCUUCAGUGGAAGGAAUAGAUCAGAUACCAAAAGACUAUAAAAAUAAAUAGUUCAAGAGCAGUGGAACUUGGAUCUAACUUGAAUUUUCCCUCUUCCUUAUUGAUUUAUGAUAUUCAGAGACAUGUAGACAGUUACCUGUAAAUAUAAUUUGUACAUCCUUAAGAUGGAAAAGUAGUGGGCAUGAAAGGCAGUACCGGUAGCAGAAAGUGACAUUUGAUCUACAAAUAAUCUGUGACUCAAGUAGAGUGGUUUGGAGCCUGAUGAUUUCCCCCAAAGCUGCCAACCUCUUGUUUUCAACAUGCUAAAUGGAGCCUGUAGGGAAAAUAUUUUUAAAAUGGAAGCGGAAACCUAUUUGUGAAGCAGAGAGACUUUAAAUUUUCAGCACUGGAGAAACAUUCUGCUCUACUGAAUGAAACUGAAAAACAAUUGUAAAAUUAGUUCAAAUAUUCAUUACCCAACAAAGGAUAAUAUGUGGAGCUGAAGACCACACAGACAUGUUUGUGGAUUGCCAGGCGGAGGAGUUUUUAGAGCAUAUAUAGGUAUAGAUAUAGAUAUAUAUAACCUUUGGCUACGAAAACUCAUCUGCCAAUCUUCCUCACCUAACCAAGUGCAGAAAUAUUUUGGUGGUGAAUUAUCCCCCGUGUCAUCUGCCAGUUUUGCCAACUCAGUCUUCCUCUAGAUAAUUUAUGUAUAACUAGAAGCACUAGACCGUCCCCCAGUCACCCCGCAUAACACAGCAAGGACGGAAUAACAAAAGCCCCACAAAUGGAUUUCUAAGGUUGGGGCUCAGGUGGGCCUUGAUUGACCAGUGGCACUUAACCCACUACUCACAAGCCCCUCCAAUCGGUCAGGGAGAGGUGCUCGAGCCCUUUUGAAAGUUGGCAGGGGGCUACCACCUGGAGCUAUUCCCCCCCCCCCCCCGGAGUUAGAGUACUCAGGGGAUAGCUUGGUGCUGGUUUAUUCAGGACAAUCGUUUGGACUGUGUUGGGUUCUUGUUUCAGCAUCUGGGGCUACGUUAGCCCCCUUCAAUUCCUAAAGCUGCUUGUCCAAAUUCAGUGAUUCCCCCUACCAGAUCGACACUUUGGACUUGGAACUCUUUAAGCGCUCAGAGUGGGUGACUGAGAUGCAGUUAGAGGAAUGAGCUAUUCUGGGGUUGGUUGCUAUCUGGCAGCGAGAGCCCCUCUUUGGAGGGUGGGGACAGGUGGGCCUUAAUCCUCCCUCCCUGCCAUAGGCCAGCCUGCUACCUAAGACUGCCCAAGACCCCCAGGCCUCCAUCCUGGGUAAGCAGGAUACCAUUAUGGAUAUGCCACGAUGCUUGCCCAUUUGGAAUGUCUAAUGGGAAUGGGGCUUUUGAAUUCCGAAUUACAGCUAAUGUAGUUAUUGUUCAGUUUUGUAGGAUUCCAAUCCAUGUGGGAAUUGCAAUGAUUUGGUGGCUGAGGAGAAAGCCUUUGGCUCUGUGUGCUUGGAAGUUAAAAGUUGAGUUAUGCUGGGAAACUGGUGGGUGAAUGUCCAAUCUUGCAGGGGAGGGAGAGUAGAAAGCUCCAUUGCACAAGGGGAAAUCUUUGCACAGGGCUUCCACUGGCAGGACUCGUCAGUUGAAUCACACCCUAUACGUCCAGAUAGUACAACACUAGAGAAUCUGAUAUUGCAGAACACACCCUUACAGUCACCUCCGCCAUGGAGGUCCACUGGGGUUAGAAGUGAGGGACAAUGUAGGUAUGUGCCUUGCUUCAUGCUUUUUUGAACCAGGGCAAUUAUGAUUGACAGCUAGAGGAUAACUUACCAAGGAGGAUGGCAGAGGACUGUUGGUUGGAGGUGGUUUCUGGACAGUGCUGUGGCUGGUUUGGUGCCUGAUGCGCUGGGCAUCCUACAGUGGAGUCUGCUGUUUGAGCCAGCUCUUUUAGAUGAUUUAAAAUGUGCAGCUCUGUCCUUUGAGGAAUUAGUCUUGCCUCAAGGGGCUAGUGACAGUGUUAGAGGGGUCCAGAGAGCCCUUGGCCUCUUCAUGAAGGUCGGUUUAGAGGUGGCUUCUAUAAAAGUGGGGACAACGGGGAUCCUGGAGAGAGAAGCACAUAUUCCCUUUACUGGAUGCACCUGAGAUCAAAAUACAGGGAACCAGCAAGUGCUCUAAGUCAGCACCCUAAAUACUCCUGACUGAACUUGAAAAUCUCCUGUGUAUUUCUUGCCUUUGCAUCUAGAUCACCAUGCAAAGGAGUUUUUCUGUGAAGAGAAGGAAGGGGGAGGUACCUGGUGGUGUUCACUGACCAACGCUGCCACCAGCCUUUCAGACGCAGCUUUUGUGUGAGUGUUUUGGGGGAGUCUUAUCAAGGAAUUUCUUGACUGCAAGUUCUCAGUCAUCAGAUUUCAUUGAGCUGGAGACCUUACAGGGAAACAUGUACCAUACAUCACUUGUGAUAAGGUUGUUAUGCAGUCCGUCCUGUGUCAUCUGCACAUCCAUUUUCACAACACACUCACUUUAGCAACUGGCAUACUAGGUGGGGAUCAAGUGAGGAGUUGUGGGGGAGAAGAGGAGCUUCCUACUGAAGACUGGGAAACUUAAAAUGCCUAUUGAAACCACAGUGCUUAAAGGGAAAAGCUGUUGAUGAUGUGCAGCUUACAGGCAUUGCAUGAAUAAAACAAACUCAUCCACCCUUGGGAGCAAACUGUGAUCUAGACUUUUGCAUUAUGGAUACGCAUGUCAAAUUCUGUCUUUUUCAGUGAUUUGUAAUAUACCCUUUUUGACUGGAAACCUUUUGCAUGACACAUUCCAAUAAAUGGUUUGCAUUUUUGCUUGGUGUCUUUGUAGUCAACUCUCCCAUGAGGCAAAGGUUUUACUGACACAGGUUGAGACCUAAGGGAAGCUGAGGCUCAGAGAGAGGGACUCACUCACAACCACAGUAGGAAUAUCCCUGGCCAGCAUGAGGAGCUCUGCAUGCAAACUUCUGUGUGCACCGUUCUUCAGCCUGCUCCAUGACAAGGGGAGCACAUGAGCCAGCAGUCUGGAAGUAUGAGUGCAGCUGAAUGAUGGCAACGGGAAGCAGAAAGAACCACAGGGGGAGUAAAAAUGGGUUGUAUUUGGUCCAGUACCAAGUAAUGCUGUCAGUACAGGGAUUUAAGCUUGUGCAAGCUCAACCCCAUGCUCCUUAGAAAUAGAUUUUGGGGUUUCCCCUACCCUCAUGAACAGAAUUGGGAGGAGGGGAAAACUUUUAUUGCUGCAGCAACAUAUUUUUCACUAAUGGAAGAAUUGUUAUUCCUGGAGCAUUAGCUUUUUUUGCUGCUGCAUCACACUGUUGACUCAUGUUAAACUUGUGGUCCACCAGGACCCUUAUAUCCUUUUCACAUGUACUGCAAGUAUGCCGGGUGUUCCCCAUUGUAUAUUUGUGCAUUUGGUUCCUCCUACUUAAGUGCGGAAACUGACAUUUGUCCCUAUUGAAAUUCAUUUUGUUAGCUUGUGCCAAAUUCUCUAAACUGUUAUGGUCAUUUUGAAUUCUGAUUCUUUAUUCUUCAGCAUUAGCUCCCCCUCCCAGUUUGGUGUCAUCUGCAAAUUCGAUGAGCAUCCUCUCAAUUGCUCAUCCAAGUUUGAGUCCCAACUGAUAUCGGGGAAGUUGAAGGCCCCAUGAUUAAAAUAUCUCUUCCUUUUGAAUGUUUGGUAAUCUGUAAUUCCUCCAUUGCUUCACUGACAAUUUCAUUUCCCAGAAGGUGGAAGCAGCAACAAGGGGAUCAUCUAUAGCAAUGGAUUCAAACUACAAGAAAGAAAAUUCCACCUAAACAUUAGGAAGAACUUCCUGACAGUAAGAGCUGUUCGACAGUGGAAUUUGCUGCCAAGGAGUGUGGUGGAGUCUCCUUCUUUGGAGGUCUUUAAGCAGAGGCUUGGCAGCCAUCUGCCAGGAAUGCUUUGAUGGUGUUUCCUGCUUGGCAGGGGGUUGGACUGGAUGGCCCUUGUGGCCUCUUCCAACUCUAUGAUUCUAUAUUGGACCUGGUCCUCACCAACAAAGAGGAACUGAUUGAUGAAAUGGAAGUACUGGGAACCUUGGGAGAAGCGAUCAUGUCCUCUGGGGGGACUCUAUACGGCCUCGGUCCAGUAUACCUGAAGGAGCGUCUCCACCCCCAUCGUUCUGCCCAGACACUGAGAUCUAGCGCCGAGGGCCUUCUGGCGGUCCCCUCGCUACGAGAAGCCAAGUUACAGGGAACCAGGCAGAGGGCCUUCUCGGUAGUGGCGCCCACCCUGUGGAAUGCCCUCCCACCAGAGGUCAAAGAGAACAACAAUUACCAGACCUUUAGAAGACAUCUCAAGGCAGCCCUGUUUAGGGAAGCUUUUAAUGUUUGAUGGAUUUCUGUAUUUUAAUAUUUUGUCGGAAGCAAAAUUAUUAUUAUUAUUAUAUUAUAAUUGGCUGUAUUGUUUUUUGUUUUUGAAUGUGGUAAGAUUUGGCUUGGUUUGUUAUUAAUAUGAAUGUUUUUUCCUCUUUAUUGGAAAAUGAAUAUUAUUUAUUUAUUUAUUUAUUUAUUUGCAAAAAGAAGGAAAUAGGGCCAGAUGGACCUUGGGUUGAGCUUUGUGUUUAUAUAUAUAUAACUGGAUUUUCGCAAGAAAUACAGAAAAAAAGAAAAAGCAUACAAAACCACUUUGCCCAUUCUUAUUCCCCCAAAUUCUUCACAUUUCAAAAACGAUUAAGAAUAGAAAAAAACAGCUAAAAAAAAGAAAAUACAACAGUUAAAAAGAAAAGUAAAAAAAAAAUACAUUAACAUCAUUCUAAAACUUCUGAACUAAUCCUUUCUGACUUCCUCACCCCCUUCUUGAGUUCUUGUUAUUAAAAUAAUUCUCGCAGUUCCCAAAUCUAACUUCACAUUCUUUUUUCUAAAUUUUAACUUCUUCAUUGCUAUUAACCAUUCUUUUUAUACUUCUACUUCUUUAUUACUAACACCCUCUCUCCAAAAUUGCUAUUAUCUAAUCACUAAUCUCUAUCCCUUACCCAAAAAUAUUUAAACUUAAUAUCCAAAUCUUUAACCCUCACAACGAGUUCCCACCCCCCUUUCCCUGAAAUCGGCGUCUCCAGAUGCAUCAGCCAGGUCCUUAAUACAAUCCUUAAUACAUUCCGAGGUCAGACCAUAUUAUAUCAAACAAUACCAAAUAAUCCAAAACUCCCUCAACCCACCCCUAGUCUGUCCCAAUCCAACUUUUGCUGAACUCUUGCCCUCCUCUUCUGUAAUCCCAUCACUUUAUGUCCUUGCUCAUUAUCAUCCUUUUUCUGCACCCCACCUGUUUGCUUCAUCCCCUCUCCCACCGGGGUACUGAUUUUUCUAUUCUCUUUUUUGGGGUGCUUUUGUAUUCCCAUCCUACCCUGUUUCACCUCUCUCACCAGUGAAACAGUGUUUUCUCCUAGUUUUCCUCCCUGUUCCACCCCUCCCACCGGUGGAACAGUAUUAUUCUCACAAAUUAAGUCUAUUGGUUCAGCAUAUUGUCCUUCAAUGUUGCCUUUCUCCUUUUCUGGUUUUUUUGCAUAAGACACACCAACACAGUCCUGCUCCUCCAAUCUUUUUUCUUCUCUCUUCUCUUGUUUUUCAAUUUCAGUUAGUUCCUCUGUUUUAAAGUCUGAAACAAAUACUUCCACAGUCUCAUCUCUCAAGAGGCAUACAUCAAGUUUGGAGAUACUCACUUCCUUUGUAAGUUCCAGAAUUGUUGACAAUAUUAAAUCCCACUGUGUGUCUUCCUCUCUGCUCUCUAGAACCUUCUCUCCCAGUCCUUUGCCAAAAACCUCCUCCAUCUUUAUUGCAGGCAGGCAGUGGAAUUGUUAUUUUUAUCCAAUAUAGAUGAAAAGUCAAAAGAUCUAGUCCCACUUGGUCAGAAUCUCUCCUUUCACUCCUUCUCCCCCCCCCCAAAGUCAGAACUGAGCAGUCUUAAAGCAAAACAAAUCCUCAUUAUCUGUUCACAACUCAAAGUUACAAUAUACAGCUCUCAGUCUCUCACACUCAGCCAGACGCAUUCCUUUGUAUUGUGACGUCACUCAGCAGACUGACUGAGCCUUCCUUUGACCCGAUUCCAGGUUUACAGGGGUUUUUCCCCAUGUUAAAUCUCAGUCUUUUGCAGAGAUGAAUACACCGCUUACUUUUCCCUUUACUCUGCAUCAGGAAAAAGUUCUUUUGCAGUAUUUCUGGGUUUUCCAAGCUUACUGCGUUAUUUGAUACUCAGUUGGGGGGGGGGAUGACUUCCUUUUUUCUCCGCCUCCCAAUGCCGAAUUCUUAUUCCAAAUUAGUUAAUUUCAACUUACUUCGUCCAAAUCGUGACUUUUUCAGGAAGAAUCCACCGCUUGCAGGCUGCAGGCUCAGGGCUUCGCUUCUUGGAGGUAACGAUGGUGCCCAAAAUGGCUCCUGCGACUGCCACUCAGCUAGCUCUUAGGGGCUCUUGCGGGCUUCCCAGGCAGCUGAGGAGUCGCUUCUGGAGCUCUGCCAGGCAAAAUUUGCCCCCUGGACGCUCAACCAGGGGUAUUUAUGGGGAUCCGCGUGCCCCCGCGGAUUUCCCCCCCCCCUCCGCAAUGCCAGAAACCUCAGAGAUGAGGUUUCUGCGCCUUCAUGCCAGCGCGGCAGACCGGAAGUGAGCUUUGUUGGCUUUGGUUGCUGUUGUGGCCCCAACUGCUUAGCAGGCACCCCCAAACUGCGGCCCUCCAGAUGUUUUGGCCUACAACUCCAAUGAUCUCUAGCUAACAGGGCCAGUGGUUGGGGAAUAUGGCAAUUGUAGUCCAAAACAUCUGGAGGGCCGAAGUUUGGGGAUGCCUGGCUUAGAGUGUUUUAAAUGGCCUUUAGCAUUAUAAUAAUUUUAAAUUGUUUUCAACUGUUGUCAACCUGUUUUAUAAAGGCUCUUUGGGGGAUGUGCCCCAGAGGAGAGGAGCAGGGCCGCCCCAAUCACAGUGGUUUAGGGUAGGGAGAGGUAUGGAGGGGGGGCAGGCCAGGUAAGUCGCACUCGUGCCAGCCCCUCCUCCAACCUGGGGAAUUGUGCUGGUCCUAUCAUCCAGCCCUCAGUCUGUGACUACUAUUGUUGAACGCCAGGGCAGCUCAGAUUUAAAUAAUUUUUAUUUAAGAAGGGUAAAUAGACAUAAAUCUGACAUCAGGAACCACAAGACAGAGAAACCAGUAGGAGAACACUUCAAUCUCCCAGGACAUUCUAUACAAGAUCUCAAAGCAGCUGUUUUAUUACAGAAAAAUUUCAGAAACAGACUGGAAAGAGAAGUUGCUGAAUUGGAACUCAUUACCAAGCUUAAAACCAUGGAGCCACCUGGGAUGAACAAAGACAUCGGAUUCUUAUCUCAUUAUGCAUGAUCAAGCUUUCUUUAGCACCUCAGCCCUUGCUUUUCCCCCGCAGGACCUAUUGCAGUCAUCAGCAGCCGUUAACAGCCAUCCACAGGUUUACCACUCCCAUCAGCCCAUCACCCAUUCCCUCCCACCCCACCCUCUUUAUAUACAUAAGGGUCUGGCUCUUCUGUUUCAAGUGUAUCUGAAGAAGUGUGCAUGCACACGAAAGCUCAUACAAAAAUAAAAACUUAGUUGGUCUUUAAGGUGCUACUGAAGGAAUUUUUUUUGUUUUAUUUAAGAUUUAUUUAAGAUUUAAAUAAUAAUAAUAAGGUAUACCACCCUAUACCUGCAAGUCUUGGGCGCUUCACAGGAUAAAAUCAUAAUAUUAAAACAGGAAAUGCAUAAGAUAAGAUACAAGAUAAGAUAAAUACUUUAUUGUCAUUGUACAGUACAUAGUACAACAAAAUUGAGUGCUAUCCCAUAAAAGCAAAACAAAACCACAAUUACAGCCACACAAACACACACACACACACACACACACAUCACAACUCCCCAAGAUCAUAUUAUUUAGUUACAGCAUUUAAGAUGGAUAUAGCUCUUGGAUAGAAACAAUUUUUUAAUCUAUUUGUUUUUGAUUUAAUUGUUCUGUAUCUCUUGCCCGAAGUCAACGGUGCAAAAAAAAAAAAACUACAGUGUAUCCAGGAUGAGAUGAAUCCUGUAAAAUAUCAUUUGCUUUUUUAAGGCAACGGGAUCUAUAUAGUUCUUCCAGAGAUGGGAGAGGAUGGCCAAUAAUCUUUCGGGCUGUGGUUAUGACCUUCUGGAGCACUUUCCUAUCCAUGAUCUGAUUAUAGAUGAGAAUGUUGAUCUGGCCUGUGUCACUGAGACCUGGGUGGCUGAGCAGGGUGGAGUUGGUCUCGCUCAACUUGCCCACCUGGGUACUUCGUGCAGCAUCAGGGCAGACUUGGGGUUCAGGGAGGGGGAGUUGCUGUGGUCUAUAGAGAUUCUCUAGAGAUGAAUUUUAACAAGGAGAAAUGUAAAGUACUACACUUGGGCAAAUAAAAUGAAAGGCACAAAUACAGGAUGGGAGACACCUGGCUUGAGAGCAGUACAUGUGAAAAGAAUCUAGGAGUCUUGGUAGACCACAAACUUGACACGAGCAUAGCUGCCAAGUUUUCCCUUUUCUCGCGAGGAAGCCUAUUCAGCAUAAGGGAAAAUCCCUUUUAAAAAGGGAUAACUUGGCAGCUAUGGACAUGAGUCAGCAGUGUGAUGCAGCAGCUAAAAAAGCCAAUGCAAUUCUGGGCUGCAUCAAUAGGAGUAUAGCAUCUAGAUCAAGGGAAGUAGUAGUGCCGCUGUAUUCUGCUCUGGUCAGACCUUACCUGGAGUACUGUGUCCAGUUCUGGGCACCACAGUUCAAGAAGGAUACUGACAAGCUGGAACGUGUCCAGAAGAGGGCAACCAAAAUGGUCAAAGGCCUGGAAACGAUGCCUUAUGAGGAACGGCUUAGGGAGCUGGGUAUGUUUAGCCUGGAGAAGAGAAGGUUAAGGGGUGAUAUGAUAGCCAUGUUCAAAUAUAUAAAAGGAUGUCAUAUAGAGGAGGGAGAAAGGUUGCUUUCUGCUGCUCCAG
Molecule: messenger RNA, 10105 nt
Organism: Zootoca vivipara (common lizard)
Lineage: Eukaryota; Metazoa; Chordata; Lepidosauria; Squamata; Lacertidae
Source: RefSeq, a predicted model, not a curated record